Lagopus leucura (white-tailed ptarmigan) is the source of this 2629-nucleotide messenger RNA. RefSeq names its product eva-1 homolog A, regulator of programmed cell death (gene EVA1A). The coding region runs from base 148 to 1587 and encodes 479 amino acids. The transcript has 8 exons. The record is from RefSeq and is a predicted model, not a curated record. Gene Ontology annotation, molecular function: carbohydrate binding. NCBI's taxonomy places the organism in Eukaryota, Metazoa, Chordata, Aves, Galliformes, Phasianidae.
UGCUCGACUGCUUUUUCUUCCUGGCUGUUGGCUGUGAUCCUUCCAAGCAAUGGGACUAACAGUUUUCUCCGGGCACUGAGUGCUGAACUGGGGCAGACAGCGCUUUCCUUCUCUCUGGAAGAAAACAAGCCGUGAGGAUAAUUAAGGAUGUGCUGCCCAGAUGUGUCUCCCGCCUCCACUUUUCUCGUAGCACUGAUGUGCUUGACAGCUUUCGGCAACUUUGUUAAGACUUCUGCAGACUUCUCAGGUUACAUAUCACAAGUACUAAAGAAUUACACUGACCAUGCCUGUGAUGGAGAAUAUGUCUCCCUGAGAUGCCCUCACAGAACCACCAUCAGCAUCCAGUCUUCUUUCUAUGGCAGAAUUGUACCAAGUCACCAGAUGUGUCCUUCUCGCUCUCCCCGCUCCCACGCGACUUUAAUUAAGGAAGAUGUUGCCUGUUCCGUUGGCACUUCACUUCAGAAGAUGCUGGAUGAGUGCCAGGACAGACGGAGCUGCCGGUUCCUUGUCAGCAGCCGGCUGUUUGGCGUAGAUCCGUGCCCUGAAACAGCCAAAUACCUCCUCGUGUGGUAUAAGUGCAGGCCAAAUGAGUACAAGAGUAAAGUAGCCUGUGAAGAUGACAAGCUGCGGCUAAGCUGUAAGAAGAGCAUGGUGAUAGCCAUUUAUUCUGCUAUCUUUGGAAGGACACGGGGAGGCAGCCUGGAGUGCCCGUACCAAAACCUAGGGAUGCACAUGAUUGACUGCAAGUCAGCUACUGCUCUCCAACUCAUGAUCAAGCGCUGCCAUGGGAAAAGAAGUUGUAGCAUAUAUGCCAGCACCUAUGAAUUUGGAGAUCCUUGUUAUCCCGGCAUCCAAAAGCAUCUGAAUGUCAUCUAUACCUGUGUUCCCAGGAAGCUUCUGCAUGAAACCCAGCCAAGGCCAAUCAAUUACCAAGGAUUUCAGAAGCCACAUUUUCCACUGCUACCAAGGCUGUUUGAUGCCGAUGUUAUAGGAGACGGCGUGUUCCUUUCUGAUGUCUCUCCUCCCGGUGUAGGACGUGCCCUCCCAGCAGAGAAGAAGAAAGGGAGGUCGGCCACCUUCUACCCUCUAGACAACACCUCCUUCCUGCUUCCUGUGGAUGAGACACAGCCACCAGCGUUCGCCAGCAGCAUGGAGCCCGUGGGUGUCAGCACAGAGAUGGCACUGCUCAGCAACAUCCUAGCAGCGUACGCCUUCAUCACAGAAAACCCCGAGCGCGCGGCUCUGUAUUUUGUCUCCGGGGUGUGCAUUGGACUCGUCCUGACCCUGCUGGCCCUGGUGCUGAGGGUGUCCUGCCGCACAGACUGCAAACGUUCCUCCACCAAAAAACCUCCCCGGGAGAGCGACAGCGACAGCAGCGACAGCGAUGGGGACUCGGACAGCACGUCGGACGUGUCGGCCCGCAGGCACCGCAGGUUCGAGAGGACUUUGAACAUGAACGUCUUCACUUCGGCAGAGGAGCUGGAGAGAGCGCAGCGGCUGGAGGAGCGGGAGCGCAUCAUCCGCGAGAUCUGGAUGAACGGCCAGCCCGACAUCCCCGGCACCAGGAGCCUCAACCGCUACUACUGAGAGCCGGGCGCCCGGCGUCCCGCUGCGCCACGGGGCUCCUCCAGCCUUGCCGGGCAGCAGGGAGGUGCUGAGGAAUGCCGUGGGGGUGCUUCCUCUUCUCCUUCCAGGAGUGCUGUGCGAUGGACAGCAGUAAAGCUUUCGCUGUCUCCUUUUCCCUGACGUAUGACUAUCAGCCCCUUCGUGGACACCUUCUGGUCACAUCAGAGGUGGCGACCAUCUUCGUUUCUGAGUGGCUGGCACAGAGCUGACAGUGUGAGUCCCCUGUGUGGAGCACGGAGCUUGGCACGCCGUAGUACGUGUUGCCACUUGUGGGGGGAGCAAAGUCAUCCAGGUUUUGGUUUUCAUUUAGGAAUGUUGGGCUUCCCUUUCCUGUGGACUCUGGGAGAACUGUGAACAAAGCUACAGCUCUGGAAAGAUGACUGGGGAGGGCUGGGGGGGACAUCCUGAUGGACUGUCUUGUGACUUCAGAAGCCAUGAGAUAAACCCCAUUAAAAACCAAUGGCAAAUAUGAGUUGUGAAGAACUGGGGGGUGAGGGGAGUGUUCUUCCAUCAUGAAAUCAUCUCGGUGCUUGGAUGUUUGCCAUAGUGUAUUCAGUUAUUUAUGGCUGUCUUUCUUUCAUACUCCUUUUCAAUGGGAACAUUGUUUUUUUAACCAACACCUCAGGGAUAAAAUCCUUUUUUUUUUUUUUUUUUUUUUUUUUUGGAGUCUGUUCUCCCUGCUGGUCCCUGUCAAAUACAACCCAACUCACCUCCAACAGUGAAAUUAUGGUAAUAUAGGAGAUGUGUCAGUGAUUGGUGAGAUGUUAACAACCUCAAAGAGGUUGAAAAGGCUUUUCUUUUUGUUUUGUUUUAAAUAUAUAUAUAUAUAUAUGAAGAUGCUGCACAGGAGUGUGCCUUACUCUUUUUUUGUUGUUAAACUGAGGUUUUCCUAUGGAUAGCAAUGCACAAUGUUUUAUAUAUUUUAUUAAUAAAAAUGAAAAAGGAAAAGGUCUAUGUUUACUAGAAGAAAAUUGAGACAAAAGAAGCCACAUAUAACAACAGA